UCUAAUCUAGCCUUAGCUACCCUAACCCUAACCCCAAACCCAUGAGUUCUCUUCUAGGAGUAAAACACAUGGGUACAAAAAAACCACUACAUAUAACCCUUACAAACCCUAAACAUAACAAGCAUAUGAUGCGAAGAAACAUAGAUUUGAACUCGUAUGAACCUAUUUAAAAAUCUAGAUCACCUCCGUCACCACUAAUCCAAGCUACCCACUUUGGUUCAGCUCAGAAUUAAUCAAUUCGGUGUUCUUGGUCAUCAUUCAAUCUUUCUACGGUAAAAUAUUUGUUUGAUAUAAUUGGUUCUUGAAUCACAAGAACCGAUCGGAGAUGGAUCCUACGACACACUCUCUUCCACCUCCGUUUCAUACAAGAAACUUCAAUCUUCACCAGUUCCAACAGCAAAAUUCCGAAGAUGAACAAAGCGGCACCAGUGGUCUCAACAUGGUUGGCCACAAAAUAGACCGUGAAGAGAAGAACAACGACGAGAUAUUAAACACCAGCGGCGGUGGUGGCAGCAGUGAAGGCAAAGACGGAGAAAUGGGAAGAAGGCCCAGAGGACGUCCAUCAGGGUCAAAAAACAAACCUAAACCACCAAUUAUAAUCACCAGGGACAGCGCAAAUGCUCUGCGCACCCACGUCAUGGAAGUUUCCGAUGGAUGUGAUGUGAUGGACAGCAUCAGCACCUUUGCACGCCGCCGGCAACGUGGUGUCUGUAUCAUAAGUGGGACUGGCACUGUCACAAAUGUCACACUCCGGCAACCUGCCUCGCCAGGGGCAGUUGUGACAUUACACGGGAGAUUUGAGAUUCUGUCGUUGUCUGGUUCUUUCCUGCCUCCACCAGCACCGCCUGCGGCUACAGGGUUGACUAUUUACUUAGCUGGUGGUCAAGGGCAGGUAGUAGGUGGCAGUGUAGUUGGAGCGCUUUUAGCUGCGGGGCCGGUGGUUAUCAUGGCGGCAUCAUUUAGCAACGCCGCCUACGAAAGACUCCCUCUUGAAGAUGAAGAAAGUACUCUGCCGAUGCCAGGUGGCUCACUUGGAUCUCCGGGAGCCAUUACACCAUCAUCACAACAACAACAACAACAAUUAAUGGGGGAUCCGUCGCUAUUUCAAGGCAUGCCACCGAAUCUACUCAACUCAGUUCAGUUACCGAAUGAUGCUUAUUGGGGUAACAACGGCGGUGGUCGUCCAUCUUUCUAAGAUCACAAACUGUGUAACUGCAUGUCACUAAGCAAAUUUUCAGGUUUCGAUUCUUUAAUUUCCUCUUUUGUUGUUAAUUUAUGUCAACUCUUGUACUAAAUUUCAUGGUUUUUAGGAUUUCUUGAUUUGUGUGUAAUGUUACGAUGACAUACAUAUGCUUGUAUUAAUUUGAAUUGUAAGAGAAGUUUUCAAAAUUUUGAUUCU
Messenger RNA from Lactuca sativa (garden lettuce), 1399 nucleotides. Its product is annotated as AT-hook motif nuclear-localized protein 24. The record is from RefSeq and is a predicted model, not a curated record. Gene Ontology annotation, cellular component: nucleus. Gene Ontology annotation, biological process: vegetative to reproductive phase transition of meristem. NCBI's taxonomy places the organism in Eukaryota, Viridiplantae, Streptophyta, Magnoliopsida, Asterales, Asteraceae. Gene Ontology annotation, molecular function: minor groove of adenine-thymine-rich DNA binding; DNA-binding transcription factor activity.